CGGAAGUGGCGCAGUGAAGCUGGUUUUGUUUACAGAAUGGAUGUUUCACGUGUAGUGUCCUAAAUUAAUUAAUGACAUUGAGAAUUCACAUUGUAUUAUUCCCAAUCGUUUCUUAUUUCGAUAUUAAGUCUGUAAUGCACUAAACGCUCAGUAGCAGUCCGGUAUGAGGAGCAGUUCGUCGGUGUCUCUGGCGGGCGGUCGUGGCUCGGGCUCGGUUCGGCUCAGCAGCUCACCCGCGUGUCCGGUAACCGCUCCGGUGGACGCUGCCCUUGAAUAUUUAAUGGUAAAGAAAGACUUUCAGGCUGCUCUGGAUACGUGCGAGAAAGGGCUUGAGAGUUUGGGCUCUUUUGCAGAGCAGGAGGACAGCAGCUUCAAGUAUGUAGAACUGAAAGCAGCAUUGACUAUAGUGGGGAUUCAGGCAUUGGCGGAGCUCAAUCAGUGGCGUGGAGUUCUGCAGUGGGUUUGGCAGCAGUAUGGAGAAACAGAGAAAAUUCCUGCAAAGAUUAUCCAAAUGUGCAUUCUUCUCUAUGUGAAAGUGGAUGAGCGGGCCGUGAUGAAGGAUGCGGUCUGUGAUUGGCUGCACUGCUCUGGUAACAUGAGCCAGUCGGGGUUCAGCUCUGUGGCUGAGCUGUAUUUCCUCCACAUACUGGUGCCGAUGGGUCACACGGCUGAAGCUCUGGAGAUGCUGGAGACUGAUGUGGGUCGGCUGGCCUUCACUGAUGAACAGAGGCAAGCGGCUCGGAGUUUGGUAGACAUUCAGAAUGAGAAAAAUGCAACAUCAUCCUCUACAAAUCCUGAAUCUGUAGCUGUGGCGACAACUUGUGCUUCAAAAAAAGAUAAACUGACUCAGCGGCUGACUUCCAUGAUGAGGUUGUUGUACCGAGGUCUUUCAGUAGCCAGUGUGAGAAUCAGAUCCAUCUCUCUGCGCAGAGUUUUUCUGGCUUUAAUAUUGCUGUAUCUUCUUCUCGUCCGUAUAGACCCGGCUCUUCCCUCAGCUUUCCCGUGGCUGCUCCGCCUGCAUGGACUCCUUCAGCAGACGUGGAACACCAUGUUUGGACCUUAUUACAGAGCCAACAGCCGGAGUUAGAGUUUUAAUGGAGUUAUCCUGGAACUAACUGUGAAACAAUGUUGCCACCCCUGAUUUGUAAUACUUAAUACAUCCUGUGUUUAUA
Molecule: messenger RNA, 1172 nt
Organism: Sinocyclocheilus grahami
Lineage: Eukaryota; Metazoa; Chordata; Actinopteri; Cypriniformes; Cyprinidae
Product: peroxisome assembly protein 26-like
Exons: 5
Coding region: 164-1087 (307 amino acids)
Biological process (GO): protein import into peroxisome matrix; protein import into peroxisome membrane
Cellular component (GO): peroxisomal membrane; peroxisome
Molecular function (GO): ATPase binding; protein-containing complex binding
Source: RefSeq, a predicted model, not a curated record